AUGCAGAGCAAAAAGAAGCUCUGUGCUCUUUAUGGGAAGUGGACAGAGUGUUUAUAUGUCGUCGACUCGGCCGCCUUCGAGACGCACAAGAAAAGUGACAAGAAAGGAUCAGAGGAGAAGAAGAGCAGCAAGGCGGAUUGCGGCGCUGCGUCUACGACUGUAGACACGGUGGACGUGAUUCCUGGCAGCCAGCUGCUGUGGAGGAUCGCUCCCAGACCACCAAACUCUGCACAGAUGUACAGUUUCACCUCGUUUGCGAUGCAGCUGAACGAGCUGCGGCAGGAGAUGGAGGGAGUGAUCCCUCAGACCGACUGCAGACUCAGACCGGACAUACGAGCCAUGGAGAAUGGGGACAUUGACCUUGCCAGUGAGGAGAAGAAGAGAUUGGAGGAAAAACAAAGAACAACUCGCAAAAACCGUUCAAAGAAUGACGAGGAGUGGAAGACGAGGAGUCCCGCCCUCGGCCCGAGGUCAGAGCUGCUUGCUCACGUGUGUCAUGUGAUCCUGUGUUCUGUAGUUUCUCAUCCUCUACACUCAAAUCUAACCUCUCACUGUGUCCUGCAGUCUGUUUUCAGAUUCGUUAUUCACUGAUGGUAGAGUCACAGUUUCACAGAUUUACUUGAACGCCACAUUGAGUCUUCUCUCCCGAAUUGAUUUCCCUCCCUGCUGUUAAACAGAAAA
Molecule: messenger RNA, 681 nt
Organism: Labrus mixtus (cuckoo wrasse)
Lineage: Eukaryota; Metazoa; Chordata; Actinopteri; Labriformes; Labridae
Product: oxysterol-binding protein-related protein 1-like
Exons: 6
Coding region: 1-591 (196 amino acids)
Cellular component (GO): cytosol; intracellular membrane-bounded organelle; membrane
Molecular function (GO): cholesterol binding
Source: RefSeq, a predicted model, not a curated record